This is a messenger RNA of Closterium sp. NIES-67, 1952 nucleotides long. Lineage: Eukaryota; Viridiplantae; Streptophyta; Zygnematophyceae; Desmidiales; Closteriaceae. The record is from the annotation of a GenBank genome assembly.
GCCAUGGCUGCCGUGCUGCUGGUGGUACUAGUGUGAUUCUCCCUCCUCACCACAUACCAGCCAGAGAAACACACGUGCACCAAGCUUCUAGGGCUCGACGGGUCUGAGUAUAACUUAUUCUCACAUAGCCUGCUUACUCGAGCAUUGGUGUUCCAAACCCUUAUCAGGCAUUCAUACUGCCUCCUAGGAAAUCAGAAUUCAGGGCUUCGGGCCACUCCUCGCGCUUUCACAAAAACUCUGUUGAACGUGAAUAGUGUUCGCGGCUGAGGCUUGACUGCGGGAAGGGGGUGUUAGGGUUGACUUGCAUUAUCGCCUGUCUACGUGUUAGGUUAUACAUUACUGCCUGUCGAGUUGCCGUCAGUUCCGAUGGUUGGUUCUUCCUCGACUACCUCAGCUUCAGCUGCAGAGGCGAACGGCGCCGAGCAGCCUAAAAGCGACGACUUUGACCCCAGGGAGGUAUGCAUCGUGGGAGCAGCGCGCACGCCCAUGGGCAGCUUCAUGGGGUCACUCUCGUCGCUCUCCGCCACGCAGCUCGGCGCCAUCGCCAUCCGAGAGGCCGUGGGGAGGUCCGGCUUGGGCCCAGCUGACGUGGAGGAGGUGUACAUGGGCAACGUGCUCAGUGCGGACCUGGGGCAGGCGCCAGCCAGGCAGGCGGCACUUGGGGCAGGGCUACCUGACUCGGUGGUGGCGACCACAGUCAACAAAGUCUGUGCCUCGGGGAUGAAAGCCAUCUGCCUGGCGGCGCAGUCCAUACUGCUGGGGCUAGCUGACGUGGUGGUGGCAGGGGGCAUGGAGAGCAUGAGCAACGCGCCUUACUACCUCAACCAAGCCCGGAGUGGGUACCGCUUUGGGCACGGGGAGAUGGUGGACGGCGUGCAGAAGGACGGGCUGAGCGACGCGUACAGCAACGAGCCCAUGGGGUGCUUUGCGGAGGAGUGUGCGGUAGAGCAUGGGAUCGGCAGGGCGCAGCAGGACGCGCAUGCCACCUUGACUCAUGAGCGGGCGGCUGCUGCUCAUGCUGAUGGGGCGUUUGACUGGGAGAUAGUGCCUGUGGAGGUAAAGGCGUCCAAGGGCAAGCAAACGGUUCUCGUGGAGAGGGACGAAGCAUGCGCUAAGUUUGACGCCAACAAGCUUCGCCUGCUGCGGUCAUGCUUCCAGGAGAAUGGGACCGUCACAGCUGGCAACGCCUCUGCCAUCAGCGAUGGAGCAGCAGCUGUGGUGUUGGCCAGCCGGCAGGCAGCCAGGCAGCACGGGCUGAACGUGCUGGCAGUGGUGAGGGGCUUCGGGGAUGCGGAGCAGGCGCCCAGCCGCUUCACCACCGCUCCUGCUCUGGCUGUGCCGGUUGCUCUGAAGCACGCGGGGGUGGAGCAGUCGGAAGUCGAUUAUUGGGAGAUCAAUGAAGCUUUUUCGGUGGUCGCUCUGGCGAACCAAAAGCUUCUCAAUAUCCCUGAGGACCGGUUGAACGUGCACGGGGGGCGGUGGCGCUGGGGCAUCCCCUGGGGUGCAGCGGGGCGCGCAUCGUGGUGACGCUGCUGGGGGUGCUGAGGAAACACGAGGGCGCGCUGGGGGUGGCUGCGGUGUGCAACGGAGGGGGCGGGGCGUCAGCAGUGGUUGUGCAAGCCGAGUCGCUGGAUACUUCCACAUGUCAUGCUCACCUGUAACAUGACUUAUUGUGUUCACACGGUUACUGAUAGUUAUCUUAUACACAGACCUAUUGCGUUUCAUUGGCUUGGCAGGUCUUUGGGUGCAUCCAUGUGCGCACUUGUAACACUAUUUUGUUUCACAUACCGUAUCCACCCGGGGAUUAGACCCCGGUAUCAGAAUAACGCAAUAACUAGAAUGAGGCAUACAUGCAGGUUUUGUGCUACGGUGCUGUACUCUUUAUAAGCAUGCAUCUAUCUAGCCUAUAACAAUAUAUAAAUAUGUUGACACUGCCACACGUAUCUUAGUAA